AUGCUGGACAUGGAUCACACAUUGAUGGUGGUCUUGAUGCUGCUCUGGAGCUCAGAACUUGUCAGGUUGGUGGGAGGAUCCAGUCGUUGUACUGGAGCACUGGAGAUGAAACAUAGGGAUGACUGGAGGCCAGUGUACGGCCAUCAUUGGAGCCUUAGGGAUGCAGCUGUAUUCUGCAAAGAGCUGGAUUGUGGCUCUGCUGUUUCCCUACGACAGAGAGAGGAGUCCUCAGCCAGACCUGUGUGGAUGAUGACACCUGGCUGUCUUCACUCUAGAUAUGCUCUGAGGGGCUGUGCAAUGUCAUAUUCCACUUCCUAUAUCUUGGAGGUCACCUGUUCAGACUCUGUCAGGCUGGUGAAUGGGAACAGUCUGUGUUCAGGCAGACUGGAGGUGAAGUCUAACCAGUCUAACCAGUCUAACCAGUCUAACCAGAGGUGGUCCUCAGUGUGUGAAGCUGACUUUGACCAGCAGGAUGCAGAGGUGGUCUGCAGGGAGCUUGGCUGUGGGGCUCCUUCAGUCCUCCAGGGGGCGCUCUAUGGAGAAGUGGAGGCUCCAAUGUGGACCAAAGAGUUCCAGUGUGGAGGCCAUGAGUCUGCUCUCCUGGACUGUAGAAGCUCAGGCUCAGAUAGAAACACCUGCUCACCUGGCAAAGCUGUUGGACUCACCUGCUCAGAACCUGUCAGGUUGGUGGGAGGAUCCAGUCGCUGUGCAGGAACACUGGAGAUGAAACAGGGGGAGUGGAGACCAGUGGACAAUUUUAAAUAUAUCUGGAGCCAGAAGAAAGCAAAUUCUAACCAGAGGUGGUCCUCAGUGUGUGAAGCUGACUUUGACCAGCAGGAUGCAGAGGUGGUCUGUAGGGAGCUUGGCUGUGGGGCUCCUUCAGUCCUCCAGGGGGCGCUCUAUGGAGAAGUGGAGGCUCCAAUGUGGACCAAAGAGUUCCAGUGUGGAGGCCAUGAGUCUGCUCUCCUGGACUGUAGAAGCUCAGGCUCAGAUAGAAACACCUGCUCACCUGGCAAAGCUGUUGGACUCACCUGCUCAGAGCCUGUCAGGUUGGUGGGAGGAUCCAGUCGCUGUGCAGGAACACUGGAGGUGAAACAGGGAGAGUGGAGACCAGUAUAUGACUUGAACUCUCAGUGGACCCUGAAGGAAGCAGCUCUAACGUGUACAGAGUUGGGCUGUGGCUCUGUUGUUUCUGUAAGACAGAAAGAAGAGUCCUCAGAUGAACUUGUAUGGGUAUUGACAGCUGGCUGUGUUCCCUCUGCACCUUUUUUAAAAGACUGUGCAAUACCAACUUCCUCUUUCUACACCCCAAACACCCAGAUCACCUGUUCAGAAUCUGUCAGGUUGGUGGGAGGAUCCGGUCGUUGUACUGGAGCACUGGAGAUGAAACAUGGGGAUGACUGGAGGCCAGUGUACGGCCAUCAUUGGAGCAUGAGGGAUGCAGCUGUAUUCUGUAAAGAGCUGGACUGUGGCUCUGCUGUUUCCCUACGACAGAGAGAGGAGUCCUCAGCCAGACCUGUGUGGACGAUGACAUCUGGCUGUCUUCACUCUGGAUCUGCUCUGAGGGGCUGUGCAAUGUCAGAUUCCACUUCCUAUACCUUGGAGAUCACCUGUUCAGACUCCGUCAGGUUGGUGAAUGGGACCAGUUUGUGUUCAGGCAGACUGGAGGUGAAGCCUAAACAGUCUAAACAUUAUAAAGAGAGGUGGUCCUCAGUGUGUGAAGCUGACUUUGACCAGCAGGAUGCAGAGGUGGUCUGCAGGGAGCUUGGCUGUGGGGCUCCUUCAGUCCUCCAGGGGGCGCUCUAUGGAGAAGUGGAGGCUCCAAUGUGGACCAAAGAGUUCCAGUGUGGAGGCCAUGAGUCUGCUCUCCUGGACUGUAGAAGCUCAGGCUCAAAUAGAAACACCUGCUCACCUGGCAAAGCUGUUGGACUCACCUGCUCAGAGCCUGUCAGGUUGGUGGGAGGAUCCAGUCGCUGUGCAGGAACACUGGAGGUGAAACACCAGACAGAGUGGCGACCGGUGGAUGGUGAUGACUGGAGCCUGAGGGAAGCAGCAGUAGUUUGUGAAGAGCUGGACUGUGGCUCUACAAUAUCUGUGGGACAGCGAACAGAGUCUUUAGCCAGACCUGUAUGGACGAUGACGUCUGAAUGUGUUCACUCUGGAUCUGCUCUGAGGGACUGUGUAACAUCAUAUUCCUCUUACGCUGUCCAGGAGGUCACCUGCUCAGAACCUGUCAGAUUGGUGGGAGGAUCCAGUCGCUGUGCAGGAACACUGGAGGUGAAACAGCGGGAGUGGAGACCAGUGGACAAUUGGAAAUAUAUUUGGACCCUGACAGAAGCAACUACAUUUUGCAGAGAGGUGGACUGUGGCUCAGCUGUUUCCGUCAAAUGGAGAAAGGAGUCCUCACACAGACCUGUGUGGGUAAUGUCAUCUGACUGUGUUCAAUCUGGAUCUGCUCUGGAGGACUGUGUAAGACCAGAUUUCUCUUCCUACAUCCUGGAGAUCACCUGCUCAGACUCUGUCAGGCUGGUGAAUGGGACCAGUCUGUGUUCAGGCAGACUGGAGGUGAAGUCUAACCAGUCUAACCAGUCUAACCAGAGGUGGUCCUCAGUGUGUGAAGCUGACUUUGACCAGCAGGAUGCAGAGGUGGUCUGCAGGGAGCUUGGCUGUGGGGCUCCUUCAGUCCUCCAGGGGGCGCUAUAUGGAGAAGUGGAGGCUCCAAUGUGGACCAAAGAGUUCCAGUGUGGAGGCCAUGAGUCUGCUCUCCUGGACUGUAGAAGCUCAGGCUCAGAUAGAAACACCUGCUCACCUGGCAAAGCUGUUGGACUCACCUGCUCAGAGCCUGUCAGGUUGUUUGGAGGAUCCAGUCGCUGUGCAGGAACACUGGAGGUGAAACACCAGAACGAGUGGAGACCAGUAUAUGGUGAUCACUGGACCCUAAAAGGAGCAAUUGCAGUCUGUAGAGAACUGGACUGUGGCUCUGCUGUUUCAGUACAAGAGAAAGAGACUUCACUCAGACUCUAUGUGUGGCGUGUCAGUGAAUACUGUGUUAAGUCCGUAUAUGUCCUGAAGGACUGUGUAAGACCUGGUGUCUCCUCUAACAGCCUAGAGAACCAGUUGAUAGGAGCACUGUUCUCUGCAGGUUGAACCAGUUUGGUGAAAAGUAGGGAUGCAUGAUAUGUUUUGCCAAUAUGCAACAUCUCAUUUGAUCGAUAACCGAUGUUAGUGUAUCCACUUUUUCUCCACCUCAUUUUAGUGAUCAUCAGUAGUGGCAUUAACAUCAUAUUAUGCAUGUAUACUCUGAUCAUGACGGCCCACCAGUAGAUGGAGACAUGACAUUGAAUGCCUCUCAAUGUAUGUAAUAUUCAUUCAUUGUGCAAAAUGGGAAAAAACAAGUUGGCCGAUUCUAAUCAUUCACUGUGAAGCCAAUAUCUGCUGAUACUGAUGACAUGCCGAUAUUGUCAUGCAUCCCUAGUGAAAGCUUUCUGUGACUGAUUGUUUUGGGGGGCAGGUUGCAGAAAGACUCAGGAGACCACCUUAGUGUGGUGCUAUGAUGAGCAAAUUUAGAAAGGUUUUAGGACAGGCAGGCAUAUGAAGGCGAAAUCACCAAAUAAGCCAUUUAAGAUUUAUACUGUAAACGUGUACCAUCCAUACCUCUGAGGCUGCGUUCACACCU
Messenger RNA from Epinephelus lanceolatus (giant grouper), 3676 nucleotides. Lineage: Eukaryota; Metazoa; Chordata; Actinopteri; Perciformes; Serranidae. The record is from RefSeq and is a predicted model, not a curated record.